AUGCAAUCUCUUCUGGCCCAGCAACGCUCUAACUUGCCAAUGGGAAGGAAGCGAAGUAGGGUAGCAAGACUUGCUACCGUCGCUUCGGCAAUCGCCAUUUCCGUCUCUGCCGUGGGAGCUUUCCAAUCUCCUUUGCCUUAUACUAUGUCGCCCUCUGUGUCUGCUAGUCUUUCCUCUUCGACAUGGGAUCCUUUGGGUAGCCAACGACGUCACGGCAGUGAUACUACCAGGCUUCAUGUGCUAGCGGAUCCGGAGGUUAUGCUAAGAGAGCAGAUUGAGUUGAUGCCAGCUCCUCCCAGUCGACGGCGUCUUAAUGGUUCCACCAAGGUGGUUAGCAACAAGCGGAAGGUGCCACCAAAGAUUGCUCUGAAAUCGACCAGUCGAGCGGCGCAAGUAGCAAAGAGCUCCCAAAAGGUGCAACGGGAAAUGCAAAAGAUGGCUCGAGUGGAUUCUUCCACAAAAGCGGCGGCGGCAUCAUCCAAGCAGCCACCUCGGGAAAAAGCCAAACGAAGCAAACGGCAAUCAUCCACCAUGCCCGGAUUUAGGACAGGCGGAAUGACGGGUCGACAAAAGGCAUUCCGUGAUGGUAUCAAGCUUGUGGAACAACAGACUGGCAAGAAGAUCGCGAAAUAUGUGGACACGCCAGAGUUACGAAAGAAGCGCCGUCAGGUUAAUGGAGAAGCCAUGUAUAAGUCAAGUGCAUCCGUCCCAGACAGUCUGGUACAAUUCGCCAAUGAGAUUCACACAAUUGACCGAAUCACACCCAAGGAGGAAGUCGAGUUGGGCGAGAGGACACAAGAAGCGAUUCGGUUACAAAAUCUGCAUGAUGACCUCACGGAAAAGCUGUAUCGACCGCCAACGGAUGAGGAAUGGUGCGCUGCAGCUGGAAAGAUUAACCUGGAAGCCAUCAGUCAAGCUAUUGAAGAGGGCAUCGAAGCAAAGAAUGUGCUGGUGACAUCCAAUCUUCGAAUGGUUCAAGGAGUUGUCAACACGUACAUCCGCAAUGGGUUGGGCGCCGAGUACAACGCCGGUGAUUUGAUGCAGGAGGGUAUCAUGGCGCUGAUCCGAGCGGCAGAGAAGUUUGAUCCUACACGAGGCUUCCGCUUCUCAACCUAUGCGAUGUACUGGAUCCGGGCCGCUGUCAAGCGUUCUCAGAUUGUCCAGUCCCGCCCUGCACCUGUGCCCCAGCGAUUGUAUGAAAAUCAUAAGCGUAUUCUGCGCACGGCGAGUGAGUUGAAAGUGGCUCUUCGUCGAAAACCAUCUAAUGCGGAGGUAGGAGCUGCGAUUGGCAUGUCCGAAAUCCAAGUACAACGGUGCCUGGCAGCAAUGAACCAACGAUUCUUCUCGCUAGAUCAAGGAAUCCAAAACACCAAAAAACCAAUGGGAUCAGACAGAUCCACAGAUACACUCAUCGAUAUUGUCCACAGUAAGACGGAUGAAGGAGACUACAACAAACUGAAACACAUCUUUCUUCGGCAAGACUUGAUUGAGACCUUGAACCGCCACUUGACCCCCGAGGAGGUUGAAUUAUUGCUGCUCCGAUAUGGGUUGCGAGAUGAUCUUCCCGCGGAGUACGGCAUGGGUCCCAUGACCAUUGCAAAUGUCAGCCAGGUGGUAGGAUUGAAACCUGACAAAGUUCGGCGAAUGAUCAAUAAGAGCUUGAAGCAUCUUCAAGUGGUCAUUCGUGACGAAUGGCGUGAUUACGAGCAAGAGUACAAGUGGUGA
Molecule: messenger RNA, 1725 nt
Organism: Seminavis robusta
Lineage: Eukaryota; Bacillariophyta; Bacillariophyceae; Naviculales; Naviculaceae
Source: the annotation of a GenBank genome assembly